AUGGAUGAUAUAUCGGAUCAGUUUAGCGAGAAUAGCAACGAGGAGAUCAGUUUACCGGAAGAUUCUGCGAAAACAGAAAUCCCGCUAAAAAUUGCUGAUCAACAUGUUGAAGCACGAAUUGCAUUACGAGCAAUGCAGGAAAAUGAUUUCCAUGAGGGCGUUUCAUUACUUUUAUCCAUGGAUGAUACCGUUAAAGAAGAACUUAGAUCAGAUGAGGAAGCAUCUUUAAUGAACGAUGAUACGGUUAAGCCGAGCACGGGGCAUACAAAUUUGGAGCUUUUCGAGGAUACAGCAGCUGAACUGUUUUCUCAAUACUUGAAGGUUUUCACACAACCUCAAGCACUUGAAAGAUCUGUGAAGUCAGCAAAUUUGGGUACAUUAUUUGGUGUAUAUUUGCCAACAGUUCAGCAUAUUUUGGGUGUAACCAUGUUCAUACGACUUUUCUGGGUUGUUGGAAUUGCUGGUAUAUCACAAGCAUCGCUACUUCUUGCACUCUGUUGUUUAACUACUUUUAUCACCAGCAUCAGUUUAUCAGCAAUAGCUACAAAUGGAGAAAUCAAAAGUGGUGGCGCCUAUUACAUGUUGUCGAGAAGUCUUGGAACAGAAUUUGGUACAGCCAUAGGAAUACUAUUCUAUCUUGGAAAUGCAGUUGCUGCAUCAAUGUAUUUGGUCGGUGGAGUUGAAAUUUUAUUGAUUUACAUUUUUCCUGAUCUUACAAUUGGCGGCAGAGAAGUGCAGUCACAAACAGACAUGUUUGGUAUGAUGUCGCAUAACUUACGAAUAUAUGCUACAUUGUUACUAUUGUUUGAAUUUAUUGUUGUAGCAAUGGGUGUACGAUUUGUGCAACUUUUUGCACCGAUUUCACUUUUGUGUGUCAUUUUAUCAAUACUAUCCUGUUUCGCUGGUGGAAUCGAAAAAUCAUUCAGUCCAGAGAAUGGACAAAGCGUGUGCAAAAUAGGCGAUCAUUUAUUGCAAGCGCAAGCAUUCAUGCCGCAAAAUGUAUCAAUUAUGCACAUUUGCAGAUAUUGCAAUGAAAAAUACAUAAGUAGGAGCGUUACAGGAUAUUGCAAUAAUGAGACAUGUUCCUUACCCAUUAAAUGCGUGAAUGGUUAUCCCGGUUUUUCAGGCAGUGUUCUAAAAGAAAACUUUAAAGCACCUCAUUAUAUGAAAGCUGGUGAAUACAAGCCUGGAAAGGCAGCAAAUAUCCAUGUAGAGGUGUACCAAGAUGUGAAAACUACAUUCUUCGUAUUGCUGGCUAUUUAUUUUCCAGCAGUUACUGGAAUUUUAACAGGAGCUAACAUGAGCGGUGAUCUCAAAAAUGCCCAAAAAUCAAUACCGUCAGGUACAUUGGGAGCGCAAUUGACCACUUCAUUUAUCUAUUUUGCACUUGCUUUAACGUUUGGUGCAUCAAUCGAUGGAGAUGUUUUACGUGAUAAGUAUGGAGCAUCAAUGGGAGGUAGUAUGGUUGUAGCAAAUUUAGCAUGGCCAAGCCAUUGGAUAUUAUUAGUUGGCUCGUUUACUUCGACAUUUGGAGCUGCUCUUCAGUGUUUGUGCAGCGCACCUCGUUUACUUCAAUGCAUAGCACAAGAUGAAGUGGUACCAGAAUUGAAGAGUUUCAGAAAAUUGACGAAAAGGAAUGAACCUUUUCACGGGUUGUUAAUAACAACACUGAUUGCUGAAUUAGCCGUACUUCUUGGUGCAAUGGAUCAUAUUGCUGCUGUCGUUGAUUUCUUCUUCUUGAUGUGUUAUGCGUUUAUUAAUGUCAUUUGUGCAAUGCAUUCUAUUAUCAAGGCACCGAAUUGGAGACCACGUUAUAAAUAUUAUCAUUGGUCAGUCGCUCUGCUUGGUGCAUUUCUGUGCUUUUUCAUCAUGUUUACAACGCAUUGGGAUUAUGCCAUCGUUUCAUGCCUUCUCUGUUUUUCGCUUUACAAAUAUACGGAAUAUAGAGGAGCAAACAAAGAGUGGGGCAACGGAAUGCGGGCUGUGUCAAUUUCAACCGCACAAAAAGCUUUGUUAACGAUAGAUGACAGUGAAGCGUCACAUCCAAAAGAUUUCAGGCCACAGUUGCUUCUCCUUUUUCCACUAAAAUGGCAGGAAGAUCGAACUGAUUUACGCUACAAGCGAUUGCUUCAUUUGGCAUCACAACUGAAAGCAAGCCAAGGAUUGUGCGUGGUUGUCGCAUUCCUCCGCGGUAAUCCUUUCGAUGAGAAUGAUCAAAAUAGCGCCAGUGAGAUACGGAAACGGUUAAAAGAAUACAUGAAAGAAGCAAAGCUUCGUGGAUUUGCAAAAACCCUUGUGUAUGGCGAAUCUCAGAUCUGUGGAAGUAUUUCGACAGUUAUCCAAAGUACUGGAGUUGGUGCUCUUUGUCCAAAUACGUUGCUAUUAAAAUGGCCGAAAUAUGGCUCAGAUUGGCCUUCUGAACCGUCUGAUUCAGAAUAUUCAACAUUUGUGGACAAAUUACAUGCUGGAUAUGUCAUGAAAAUGUGUCUUCUUGUGGCCAAAGAUAUAUCACACUUUCCCUACAUAAGUGAACCGGUAAGAGAUGGUUAUGUUGAUGCAUACUGGAUAAUUCGUGAUCGAGGCUUUCUUGGGUUAAUUGCCCAUUUAUUGUUGAAUCAUAAGGUGUGGCGUGGAUGUAAAUUGCGUGUAAUUGGUAUUGCUCGUGAUAGUGAAGAAAAGAACGAAAUGACUGGCAGGAUUAAUUUCUACUUGAAAGCAAUGCGCAUUGAAGCUGUUGUGCAGGUAGAUAUAUUAAGUGAUCCUAAUAUAUCACGAGCUGACUUUGAGCGAACAUUAAUGAUGGAAGAAAGGAGUCAAAUGGCACGUGAAGCAAGAAAGUUUGCGGCGAUAGAGGAGAAAAAUACUAAACCGCUGAAGGAAUCUGGUGAUAAAGCACCAAAUGAUGUCGAUAAUACUGAGCCCCUAAAAAAAAAUCGUUUCUGCGUUGAAAAACAUGCCGGUGCUAUCACAAUCGAUCGUGAAACUGAUGACGAUCCUACCGCCAGCGAUAUCAUAAAUGUAAUGGAAAAUCGAAGUAUUCAGACAUUUCCGACAGAGACAGAAUUAGGGAGGAAAAUUGUGAAGAAACUGCGAAUACGUGAUGAAGAUAUCAAGUACGAUAAUGAAAGAAUAAAGCGUUUACAGAAUCUGGACAGACGAAAAGUUCACAAAAUGCACACAGCUACUCGUCUGAAUGCUUUGUUCAGAAAGACGUCCGAAAAAAGCCAACUGAUACUACUUAAUCUUCCAAAGCCUCCCGUAGUGAAAGAAGGCUUCACAGAUUAUUUGCACUAUCUAGACGAGCUUACAGCAGGCCUAUCACGAGUUCUUUUUGUACGGGGAGCUGGAGCAGAAACUCUCACUUCAACUGCUUGA
Acanthocheilonema viteae is the source of this 3375-nucleotide messenger RNA. Lineage: Eukaryota; Metazoa; Nematoda; Chromadorea; Rhabditida; Onchocercidae. The record is from the annotation of a GenBank genome assembly.